CACUUACUUGCGUUCAUUUCCGUACGGUUCACAACAGACACACAUGUGUUUAUUCUGUGCGUGCCGAUAGUUGAAGAAAAUUAUUUCAAUUUUUUUUGAAAAGAAUUAGUAAAAAAAAUAUUUUUUAAAGUACAAAUUGGUAUAGAAAACGUUGAAAAAUGUUUGUUUUAUACGAAACUCCGGCAGGUUAUGCCAUUUUUAAGUUAUUGGACGACAAAAAAUUGGAUCAAGUCGAUAACUUGUAUUUGGAAUUCGAAACACCAGAAAAAGCCAAUAAAAUAGUGAAACUUAAACAUUUCCAAAAAUUUACGGACACCACCGAAGCAUUGGCCGCCGCAACAGCCACGGUUGAAGGAAAAGUAUCGAAAACGUUGAAAAAAACGUUGAAGAAAUUGAUCGUUGAUGAGGUUCAAAAUGAAUUGUUGGUCGCCGACGCCAAAUUGGGCAAUGCCAUUAAGGAUAAACUGGACUUGCAAUGUGUGUCAAACAGCGGUGUACAGGAAUUACUGCGUUGCAUUCGAUCACAAAGUGAAAGUCUCUUGGCCGGUCUACCAAAGAAAGAGAUGACCGCUAUGGCACUGGGUUUGGCUCACUCGUUGUCACGUUAUAAAUUGAAAUUCUCACCCGAUAAAAUUGACACGAUGAUCGUGCAAGCACAAUGUUUGCUUGAUGAUCUUGACAAAGAAUUGAAUAACUAUAUGAUGAGAGCACGUGAAUGGUAUGGUUGGCAUUUUCCUGAGCUCAGCAAAUUAAUCACCGAUAAUAUUGCAUUCGCCAAAACGGUAAAAUUGGUCGGUACACGUGAUCACAUGGCCACCACUGAUUUAUCGGACAUAUUGCCGGAAGACGUUGAAGAAAAGGUCAAAGAAGCGGCUGAAAUUUCAAUGGGAACAGAAAUCUCCGAAGAAGAUAUAAUGAAUAUUCAAUCACUUUGCGAUGAAAUUCUCGCAAUCAAUGAAUAUCGCACACAUUUGUCAGACUAUUUGAAGGCACGUAUGUUGGCCAUGGCACCAAAUUUAACCGUUUUAGUUGGUGAAACCAUUGGUGCUCGAUUAAUCGCACACAGCGGUUCCCUCGUCAAUUUGGCCAAACAACCGGCUUCAACGGUUCAAAUUUUAGGUGCCGAAAAAGCAUUGUUCCGUGCAUUGAAAACAAAGAAGGAUACACCAAAAUAUGGUUUAAUCUACCAUGCACAGUUGAUUGGUUCGGCCAGUUUAAAGAACAAAGGAAAAAUGGCUCGUUCGUUGGCCGCCAAGGCAUCAUUGGCCACCAGAUUGGAUGCGUUCGGUGAAGAUGUUCAGUAUGAAUUGGGCGUUGAACACAAAGCCAAGUUAGAGACUCGCUUACAAUUAUUAGAAGAAGGUAAUUUGCGUCGUCUGUCGGGUACGGGCAAAGCAAAGGCAAAAUUAGAAAAAUACCAUGUCAAAACCGAAGUGCUAAGCUAUCCAUCAGAAGCAGACAGUACAUUGCCAACGACAAGUGGCAAAACUAAAAAACGCAAAUUAAUCGAAGAAAUCGAAGAAGAGCCGGCUGAGGUGAAAGAGGAACCCGUUGAAGACGAUGGCGAGAAAAAGAAAAAGAAGAAGAAAAAGAAGAACAAGGAUGCUGACGAGUCAGUUGCUGAAGUCGAAGAACCACCAAAGAAAAAAGUCAAGUCCGAACAGGUCGAAGAGUCGGAAAUGGAUGUAACAAUUCAAACUGAAGACGGUGGCGAACCAAGCGGUGAAAAGAAAAAGAAAAAGAAGAAAAAGAAAAAUAAGGCCGAAGACGACGAAUAAAACAGACACAUAGAAUUUUGAUUAUUUUUUUUUUAUUUAGUUAAGUUUCUUUCGAGUAUAUAAAGCCAUUUUUUUCUUUCAAUAAAAUGUAUUUUUUCGUAUUUACAAA
Messenger RNA from Contarinia nasturtii (swede midge), 1887 nucleotides. It is a transcript of the gene nop5, whose product is annotated as nucleolar protein 58. NCBI's taxonomy places the organism in Eukaryota, Metazoa, Arthropoda, Insecta, Diptera, Cecidomyiidae. Gene Ontology annotation, cellular component: box C/D methylation guide snoRNP complex; small-subunit processome. The transcript has 5 exons. The record is from RefSeq and is a predicted model, not a curated record. Gene Ontology annotation, molecular function: snoRNA binding. The coding region runs from base 159 to 1778 and encodes 539 amino acids.